Molecule: messenger RNA, 3084 nt
Organism: Paralichthys olivaceus (Japanese flounder)
Lineage: Eukaryota; Metazoa; Chordata; Actinopteri; Pleuronectiformes; Paralichthyidae
Gene: slc13a5b
Product: solute carrier family 13 member 5b
Biological process (GO): citrate transport; transmembrane transport
Cellular component (GO): membrane
Molecular function (GO): sodium:dicarboxylate symporter activity; citrate transmembrane transporter activity; succinate transmembrane transporter activity
Source: RefSeq, a predicted model, not a curated record
UGGUGCAGGAGCCUCCUAUUCUCCGUGCUCCUGCAGGAUGGCAUUCCUCACAUAUCUGCGCUCCGCGAAGAACGGACUGAUCCUCUUCUCUGCUCCGUUUCUCCUUCUCCCGCUGCCUCUGGUGAUCGGGACGCCGGAGGCAGAAUGUGCCUAUGUGAUCAUCUUGAUGGCCGCGUACUGGUGCACAGAGGUUCUACCAUUGGCUGUAACAGCUCUCCUCCCAACCCUCCUUUUCCCCUUUUUUGGCAUCAUGCAAUCCAAAGACGUGUGCAUGCAGUACCUGAAGGACACAAACCUGUUGUUUGUGGGGGGGCUGAUGGUUGCAGUUGCCGUGGAGCACUGGAAUCUGCACAAGCGCAUCGCCUUGAGGGUGCUGCUCUUUGUCGGUGUGCGUCCAGCGCUAUUGAUGUUGGGAUUCAUGGGUGUUACAGCCUUCYUGUCCAUGUGGAUCAGUAACACGGCCACCACGGCUAUGAUGGUGCCGAUCGUCCAAGCAGUGUUGAGUCAGCUCAAUAACAGCGAGGCAGAAAUACCUCAGAUCCUCAGCUCAGAGGAGCAGGAUCAGAUGUCAGAGAGUGAUGGCAAACAGCCUCAGACAGAGAAACAGAGCGAAGGACAAGGCCCUGUGGUGGUGACUUUCUUAGAUGCCACAGUGGAGGCUGCCAGACAUAGGGAGGCAGCAGAAAGGCAGAAGAUGUGUAAAGGGAUGACCCUUUGUGUUUGUUACGCUGCCAGCAUUGGAGGCACCGCCACUCUGACAGGAACUGGUCCCAAUCUGGUGCUCAAAGGCCAGAUGAACCAGCUGUUUCCACAAAAUGGAGAUGUGAUUAACUUUGCCUCCUGGUUUGGCUUUGCCUUCCCAAACAUGAUCCUCAUGCUUACGCUGGCCUGGCUUUGGCUACAAUUUGUCUUCAUGGGAUUUAACUUUAAGAAGACGUGGGGCUGUGGAUCUGUGAAGACAGAGAAGGAGAUCGCUGCCUAUAAUGUGAUCCGUGAGCAGCACCGUCUGCUGGGGCCCAUGUCCUUCGGAGAGAUCAGUGUCCUGGGGCUCUUCACUCUGCUGGUGGUGUUGUGGUUCACCAGGGAUCCAGGCUUUGUCAAUGGCUGGGCGACAGUAAUCUUCAACUCUGAAGCAGAGUAUGUGACAGAUGCCACAGUGGCCAUCUUCAUCGCCGUCCUUCUCUUUGUUCUGCCGUCUAAACCCCCACGUUUCUGUUCAAGGAGGACUCACAACUUUGACACAGUUCCUCAUCCACCUGCUGGCCCAACUCCACCUCUGCUCACUUGGAAAGUUGCUCAGAAGAAGUUACCGUGGGGCAUCGUGCUUCUUCUUGGAGGAGGUUUUGCUCUGGCCAAAGGCAGUGAGGAAUCAGGACUCUCAAAGUGGAUGGGCGAUCAAAUGACUCCCCUGCAAAAUAUACCUCCCUGGGCAAUUGCUAUCAUUUUGUGCUUACUGAUUGCUACCUUCACUGAGUGUACGAGUAAUGUGGCGACUGCGACGCUCUUCCUACCUGUCUUAGCCUCAAUGUCUCAGUCCAUUGGAAUCAACCCACUGUACGUCAUGGUGCCCUGUACUCUGAGUGCCUCGUUCGCCUUCAUGCUGCCUGUUGCCACUCCUCCGAACGCCAUCGUCUUCUCUUAUGGAUACCUCAAAGUUGCUGACAUGGCCAGAACAGGAAUAGUCAUGAACAUCAUUGGCAUCGUCUGUAUCACACUGGCCAUCAACAGCUGGGGCAAGGCCAUGUUUGACCUGGACUCCUACCCUGCCUGGGCCAACGUCACUGGGGUGUGAGCCUGGCUCCACCAGAGGAGAUGAUCCACGCACACCCUCCCCUUGAUAGCCACAAAGUGCCACACGAAGAUCUCUGGUCAGAGCAGCAGCGUAGGAGCACAUGGUGGACAGUGUGUGUCAGACUGCUGUUAGGACACAAGCCCCACAAGGCUUGUCUUCUUUGACACCUGAAUACCGUUAAAAAAGAGAGAAAGUGGUGAUGAAUGUGAGUGGGAAUGGAAGAAGAGUGGGUGAACAAUUAAAUGUAAAAAAUGUUUGUCUUUAGAGAAAGACCCUUUAAUGCUCAUAAAACAGUUUGACAGGAUUUAUAUACUGUCAUAAUUUAUAUUUAGCAGUUGUCUCUAAAGACACCAUUCAAACCAACAGUUUUUUAAGCCAAGGGUAAUUAAAGGAAGAGCUCAUGUGGUUAAAAAUGUUUUACACAAUCACAUGUAGUCACAUCUUAGUAGCAAUAAGCCAUUCUGUCUAAACACAUUUACCCAAGUCCAGCACUUAAGUUCAGUUUAGAUGUACUUUACUUAAGGAUUUAUGUUUUAUAUCACUUCUACUUCUACUUUACCACAACAGAUAUUUACAAAUAUUUAUUUAUCUGACACAUGUAGUUACUAAGUUGCUUUUUAUGUUUUAUAAGAUUUUACACUGAAAACAUCAGAUUUUUGCAAUAAAUGGUAAAUAGUUACAGAUUAAUCUUGGUAUAAUUAUCAGCACCUCAACCAGAUACAAUAAAUUAAAUUCAGCAAUCAUGUUAAUACAUAAGUAAUGAUAUAACUACAUGUAAUAAGGGUAGUCUAUAUGCUGUACCUUUGAUUUUUGUGUCAAUAUUUCUGAACUUUAACUUAAGUAAAAUAUUGAAUGCAAGACCUUUACUUGCAAUGGGUUUUUUAUAUUAUAAUGAUACUACUUUUAGUUAAAUGCGUCUUCCACCACUACUGCUUGUCAGUACUGUAUUUUACAAUUGUUAGCCAUCUUGGUAUUUAGAUAUGUUCAUUACAACACAGACCUGACAACAAGUAAACACAUACACCCUGUGUUGACCUGUUUGUGACACUUCCAGCAUCAGUUGAACUUUGAACUGUAUUAUCACUGCAGAUGUACCACUCUGUAUCUGCCUUGUGCAAACACACUGACUCAUUGUACUGUAACUACAUUUUCAAUAUUUCAGUCAAUAUGUCAAUAAGUGUUGACACUGUGAAAUAUCCCACUGCAGUAAUACAUUCUGUCUGAAUUACAAUAAAGUGGUAUUUAAUAAUCCCUGUAUAUAUUUUUCAAAUUCAAAAACUUUUGCACAUGUG